AAAAAAAAAAAAAAAAGAGGAAAGAUGGGAAGGUGGUAGAGGGAGUGGUGAAGUGAGAGAGAGAGUUUUAAUGCAAAAGAAAUCCGCAUGUAGUAGACCUCUCAGGCUUAGCACCAAAGCAAACAGCGCUCUCUGGCCUCAGUUCUCAACCCCUUAGUGAGUUUGAGAGAGAGAGAGAGAGAGAGAGAAAAAGUGAGUUUUUUUUUUGUGGGAUUAAGGUAAGGAAGAAGAAGACAUGCACAAUUCCAAGCUUACAACAAUACCCAUUAAUUUUUUUUCUCUGCACUUUACCAAAUUUCAAAGGUUUACCUUUUUUGGGAUGCUUCGCAUUAUCAUCUAGUCAACUUUCCCUCUUCAAAUUGAUUUUCUUUUUUUUUCUCUUUUUUUUUUUUUUUAAUUUUUUAAAGGUGAUGUUGCUUAUAAUUAUAAUGCUUUGUGGCAGCAUAUGCUAGUUUGGUUGCCCGGUUGCUGAUGAGUGUGAAGCUAAAUAUAUUACUAGGUUUCUUCUUUUUGACAUACUUGAAGAUCUAGAAGCUUAUCCUUGUAAUUUCCUUAUGGUCCAAGUGGUAGUUUAAGACAAUGCAGAGUUUGUGUAAGAGAGAUUCUGGUAUCAGUUCUGCUCAUUUAGGAUCCCCUUUUAUUGUUGGUUGUUCGUCAUGGAAGAAUCCAACUGAAUCAAAUGUCUAUCAAUCUUCCAUAUCCAAAAGUCUAAGCUUAACUAUGGGAGUUCCAGCACAACACGGUCACUACGCUAAGCAAUUAAGUUUCCAGUUUCAAGAUCAGGAUUCAUCCUCAACUCAAUCAACUGGUCAAUCUCACUCUGAAGUGGCUAGUAUGAAGGAAAGCAACCCUUCUGGACAAGGCAUGGUUUCAUCAAAUUCAGGACACAAUGAAGCAUUGGUGAGGUCUGUGGGAGGUGACAUAAAACUAGUCUCAUCAAUGGGAGCUCAGGACUUUGUCUUUCCUUCACAACUUGAUUAUAGCCAGCCAAUUGGUCGCAUUCCAUUUCACUAUGCUGAAUCUUGCUUUAAUGGCUUAUUGGGUGGUGCCUAUGGGCCACAGGCUAUGGUAAUGGGAUUGGCUCCUGCUCGUGUGCCGUUGCCUCUUGAUCUUACAGAAGAUGAACCCAUUUAUGUCAAUUCGAAACAGUACCGUGCAAUUCUCAGGCGGAGACAGUAUCGUGCCAAGCUUGAAGCUCAGAACAAACUCAUCAAAGCUCGAAAGCCAUAUCUUCAUGAAUCUCGGCAUCUUCAUGCACUAAAGAGGGCUAGAGGAUCUGGUGGACGCUUUCUCAAUGCAAAGAAAGUCGAAGAAUCCAACCCUAGCCGCAAAAUCCAUGGUGUGGAUGCAGCAGGCUUUGCUCAGCUACAUUUGACUGGAAAUGUUUCAGAAUCUGAAGUCCAUCAGGCAGAAAACUAUAAAGAUGGCUCGUCCACCACCUCUUGCUCCGAAGUCACAAGUGCAUCCAACAGUGACAGCAUCUUUCAGCAGCCAGAUUUCGGGUUCUCCAGCUAUCCUGCUCAUGUACGUGGGAACAUGGGAACUCAUCUAGUUGAUGCAAGUGGGGGUAGGAACCGCUGCCAUCUUUCAGCCCUCCAGUAAGAGACGUGGCCCGCAAAUCAUCACAGCAGCCUGUAUUCGAUGGUGUUCGAGAAGGCUGCUGUUUUCCAUUGGGAAGUCAUCCUUGGCUCAGUUGCAGUUUGAUUUUAGUAUUUUCUAGUUUUUUAGACACAAAGAUACGUUACUGAUACUGGCAUUACAAUCAGAGACAUGAUUUGGUAGCGAAUAAAUGUUAACAUGUUGAUGAAUUGGCUUUCAUUUGUGACAAGAACUGAAGACUACUACUGCUUGUCAUGAUGAAAAUGUUGGUCCUUUAUGCUUGCAAUAGACAGUUAAUUUCUAAAUAUAUAUAUAUAUAUGUAUAUAUUUAAUUUAUA
Ziziphus jujuba (common jujube) is the source of this 1937-nucleotide messenger RNA. RefSeq names its product nuclear transcription factor Y subunit A-3. The record is from RefSeq and is a predicted model, not a curated record. Gene Ontology annotation, molecular function: DNA-binding transcription factor activity, RNA polymerase II-specific; RNA polymerase II cis-regulatory region sequence-specific DNA binding. Gene Ontology annotation, cellular component: CCAAT-binding factor complex. Gene Ontology annotation, biological process: regulation of transcription by RNA polymerase II. Bases 580 to 1602 code for a protein of 340 amino acids. NCBI's taxonomy places the organism in Eukaryota, Viridiplantae, Streptophyta, Magnoliopsida, Rosales, Rhamnaceae. The transcript has 6 exons.